Molecule: messenger RNA, 852 nt
Organism: Laccaria bicolor S238N-H82
Lineage: Eukaryota; Fungi; Basidiomycota; Agaricomycetes; Agaricales; Hydnangiaceae
Exons: 4
Coding region: 1-852 (283 amino acids)
Source: RefSeq, a predicted model, not a curated record
AUGUGGCUUUACGAAAUGCUCGGCGACCUGAAAAAGGGCAGACAUAGCCUCCUCGACGUGCUGAAACGAGCCAAAGAAGAAGUGAACGAAGCCGCUGGAGAGCUUCUUCGCGUCCAAGCUUUGGUCAGCAAGGAGCACGCUCGCAGUUUGAAAGCCCAAAAAGAGCUAGAGCAAAUCACCGGACCAUUCAAAGCGUCACAGUUGAAAGGAAAGGUAGACAAAGCUAUGGAAAAGAUGGAGUGGCCCAGCGACGAAACUGAUAGUUCCGAUGACCCGGAUAUUGUGGCGAGGCGCGAACUGGAUACUAUCAAGAAGAAGAAAGAAGAGGCAAGGAAAAAGAAGAAAACUGACUCGAAGAGAAAGAGGGAUCAUAAGGAUCGUUCACCGCCUCCCAAUGGCAAGGGUCGAGAAGGCGACGACGAAGGUCGAAGGAAUGACGAUGAUGGGGAUUGCUCUGAUCAAGAAAAAGAUCAGAGGCCGAAGCCUUUAAAGCGGGCCCGUAGGAAUGGCCAGGACCAGAACGGUACUUCUGCACAUCCUGUGGCAUCGACCGCGAAACUUUUGGAGGCUAGGGAUUCAUCUAUCCCGUUCAUCGGCUCCUCGCAAAAACGUUCUCGCGAGGACGAUGAGGAUUCUGCCACCAGCGAAGGCGAGGUGGAGAGAACCUGUAGCAACAAAGGAAUUUCAAAGAUUGUAUGGGCGAGUUACCUCUUGCAACCUUGGAAAAGCGGAAUCAAUGUGCAUUGCAAACGACCAAGCUGGCAUUGGUUGGAGCGGUCAGUGAUGAGGUCGCACGUCAGUGGACAAGGGGGGAGAAGCAUACCGGAGAGCUACAUCCCCCUAAAGUCAUGA